AUGAUUGUUGUCGUUUCCGCCACAUCGAUGGUGUCAGAACGGCCAUUACAUUGGAUUCUGAAGGACGACAGGUUGGCCACGCGCAUUGAUUGUAUCGACGCCGCGUUGUCUGCCGAGACUGACCGCAUCCUCGGCUACAGCGACGAGCUCAUCGAUGUGUUUUCGUCGUUGUGUGGUGCCGCUGCUCACGACGUUCGAUCCCGUCUGGUCAAAUCCGCCAGCGUUCAGGCAGGCUACAUCAGUUUCAAGCUCCGCGAGUUCCGUGGUUAUCCUUGGUGUCUCUGCAGGGGCGACAUAUCGGCCAACCUCGAUACGCUGUAUAAUUUGGCAGAUCCCCCGAAGGAUGGGGCCACUGAAAAGCUACAUUACUGGAUGCACAUUGGGUGCGACCGUUCAGAGAUCAUACGGGUCGUUGAGCAGCUUUCCAAGGUCAGUUGUUCUUCCAGGUGUGUUGAGCAAGGGCGCCAGGCCCACACCAUGGCUUUGCGAUACCACCCCCGCCAAGGCCCUUCCAUGUUAGCAUCCCGCGCAAUGGUCCACCAGUGCAAGCCGCUCUUCGGGGCGUGCCCCAAUAGUGCACAGAUCGACGCCUUGCGGGCCCGAUUGCAGCGACUCCGAAAGCAUCAACCUCAGAAUAUAACGCCCCGGCAUGCCUUCGUGUCGGCUCUUGCGGGGCAGGCCCGGGCGUGGAAGGCAGAGGGGCGCCCGAUGCACCGAUUUGCUAUUCGCACCAUUUUCCAGAAGCACGGUGCCAGAUGGAGGGCGCAGAGCUUGUUGGGAAGGGCACAGUUUGGCCCUGCGGCCGAGCGGCUCCGGCAAUCUUCUAUCGACAAGCGUAAAGCGCUCAGAGCGAAGAUCAAAGGCCAGAUCGCCACGUUGGAGAAGGAACGCGAGAAACUAUUCAAGCAGGGGGAGGCGUCCGUGUGCCUGGGCAUGUGCAGGUUAUCAGAGACUGACGUGGCUCGCUUUAACACUUUCUGCGAGGGGAUGGAGCAUGGGCGCGACAUGAUCUCCGACAGUCGCAAGCGCGCGGUGGCUUUGGUGGGCGACCCCCCCGAGUCUCGAAAGAAAUUCUUGCAAUCGCUCUCCCAACGCGGGCCUGCCCCAGAGGGUGGCCCCCUAUGGCAAUCGGUGGCUGCAGCCAACCGGAAUGAGUUCAUGGACACAGUGUGGAAGUUCCACGUCGACGGCGUGGAUAGAUAUUUCAUGUUCGUGUUCGCCCUCCAGUCGCCUGCUUUGGUCUGUUUCUCCGAGUGCUACUUGCAGGAAGACGUCCCGGAGCCAUGGCUCGGGGCAGAGGUUUACCAGGAUGCACAACUCCAUGUCUGGAGGUGGACUUUUACAUGGGGGAGCACAUCUUUCGUCUUCUCCGACGACGCUCUUCUUCGCGACGCCACGAACGUGAUGGUUUUGCAUGACGUGUCCAGAGGGAGAGGCGGAUCCUUGCAUUCAGACGCGGAUUGGUUGUCGAUCUCACGUGUUUGCUUUUGGUACCGAUCAGAGACAGACGCCCCUGAUCGUGCUAGGGCCCGCGCGGCCGCCCCCGAUAUUGUCUGGGAGCCGCACAUGACCGAAGAGUUCAUGUGGGAGCACAUUCGCGACGCUGUCAAGCUGCCUCGGCCCGCGCGCGGCCCUGGUGCCCCCGGGGCCGACCGAGAAGAGGCCGGAUCCAUCACUCUUGCUGAUGACGCCUUGGAUGACUUGUGGGACGUCCGAGCAGAUGUCGGCGCCGAUGGUGAUCGCGAGGACCCGUUCUACCUGACGGUGCGCGGAGGGAAAUGGUUGUUGGAACACCAUGGCGUGGCAUAUGACGGGUACAGAGGACAAGCUCGGGCGGGUCCGCCCUGCGACUUCUGUCUCGCGUCUGGCAUGGGGAAAUCGUGCACCUUGAGCGCGGAGGCGUGCGGGGACGAGACAGCAGUAACCAUCGUUCAGUUUUGGAUCGCCCGGAUGACGUUCUUCUACACACGCUGGCUGCACGAUGCCGGGGCCCCCGUCGACUGGGAGGAGGUGGCCCGCCAAUUCGUCGAGCCUGCGGAGAUUGUCCGCCUCUGUGACACGGGCGCCCCAGUCGUGCGCCAUCGCAUCACAGGGAUCCGUAGGAAGGUGCCGUUCGCGGGAGUCUGA
Messenger RNA from Prorocentrum cordatum, 2127 nucleotides. Lineage: Eukaryota; Dinophyceae; Prorocentrales; Prorocentraceae. The record is from the annotation of a GenBank genome assembly.